Trypanosoma conorhini is the source of this 321-nucleotide messenger RNA. RefSeq lists its product as uncharacterized. The transcript has a single exon. The record is from RefSeq and is a predicted model, not a curated record. Bases 1 to 321 code for a protein of 106 amino acids. NCBI's taxonomy places the organism in Eukaryota, Euglenozoa, Kinetoplastea, Trypanosomatida, Trypanosomatidae.
AUGCUCACUAUCGUCACAAAAUCCCUUGGCGCCUGCCCCGCUGCAGCGCUACUCGUCCGCAAAGGAUUCUGCGCCGAAGGUCUCUCACUCUAUGGCCUGGUAGGACGCCUGCCUCACUGCGUGGUGGCGUUACUCCCGCCGCCGAUCGCCGCACCCCGCGACCUCCUCCACGCCCCACUGGGGGGGCUCGCUUGGCAGAAUUGGGCGCCAUUUCGGGGGCUGCGGCGGCGCCGGGCCGCCUCUCGCUCCCUCCGGCGUUACGUUGCAAAACCGCCGCGGCGCGAGGCGCACGACGCCAUCCCGGGGGGAACGCCGACAUAA